Pseudo-nitzschia multistriata is the source of this 3059-nucleotide messenger RNA. Lineage: Eukaryota; Bacillariophyta; Bacillariophyceae; Bacillariales; Bacillariaceae. The record is from the annotation of a GenBank genome assembly.
ACUGCAUUAAAAUAAUGACCAUAGUUCAAACGGCACGGAACUAUUCAAAACGUGAUCCGUCGAAACAUAUAUUUGUUGAACACGGUACUCUGGACGAGGCACAUUUAACUUUAACCCCUGCGAAAGGAGGAGGAUAUUACUCGGGUGGUUUGCUUGAAGCGAAGCUGGCAGUAGCGAACCAAUAACGCAUCGGGCAAGACUUGGUUUUGCAGGAUGACAAACCAUUACCUUACACCGUCACCGCGGUCGCCCCCCCYAGUUUUGGUCAUACUUAUGGUGAUUUGUUUUGCUGUUGUGGCUCUGGCGGACGAUGUGGAAACGAUAACUUGCUCGGGUGGAUGGGCCGGAGAUUCCCAGCAGAUCAUACCGAAGGCUUGGAUAAAUGAUGGAUACUGCGAUUGUCCAUACGACGGAAAAGAUGAAUCCAAUACGAAUGCCUGCAGUGGUUCGUCCAAUUGGCCCGGUGUUGCUGCUUCGGUCGCUGCGUACGUAAAUAAUUGGUCGUUGUUUCUCUGUGAUAUCUUUCGGCAUCCCUCUCUGUUUUUGCACGCGUUACAUAUUGUAUGACGUUGCUUUUUGUCGUUGAUGAUUCCUGAUCAUGUCUGUUUUUGUGAAUGAAUCCAUAAACUAUAAUGGAUUCGUAACUUGGAUUCAUUGAAACACUGCAGCGGACUGCCCGAAACCGGCGCAAAUGAUUUUUCAUGUCCCCAGCAGAAGAAUCUAGUUUUGCCAGCCUCAAGAGUGCACGACGGAAUUUGUGAUUGCUGCGAUGGAACCGACGAAGAAGGAUACACGUCUUGCCCAGAUGUUUGCGACGAAGUCUUGAGAGCUGAACGUGAAGUCUUGGCAAAAAUUACCAACGAAUUUUUGAUCGGAUCGCGGAAGCGGGCAAUGGACCUGGUCCAGUUUUCGGAACGCAGGGCCUCGGAACUCGUCGAGGUAUCCAAGCUCGAACAGGAACUGAAAAACUGUAAUAAUGAUAUUGAAUUGAUCGAGGGCACCGAGAUUGUAGAAUUGAAACGAUCAUACGUUAGGUCGAGAAUGGCUACCAUGAAAGACAAGGUAGUUGCGAGYCAAAUGGCAACGGAUUUAUUGGCUGGAUUGGAAGACUCAGAACUGGAAGACUUGAUCGUUCACCUUUGCCAGCUUUCGGGUGAGAUCGCAAAAGCCAACGGAGACACAGCUGCUGACGACRAUACUUGUGCGGCUUUGCGGAUUGCGGCUAUGGAUAUGGGUCUGUCCUGGAAUGACCACGAAGAUUUCGAACACUACGAAACCUCCAUGGCGGGAAAAGUCAACAUGACCCGAUCGAUGAUGAACAUUGUUUUUAACAAUGCAAUGGAUGCAAACUCAAAAGGCGGAUCACCGGCUCUACCGYCGCUUCGUUGGAAAGAAGUUCAUUCUGGGAAGAAGCGAAACRAAAGACGGCGGCGCCUGGAUGAAGUYUUGGAAGACGAUUUCAUGGAGGAUGAAUGGGAUGUUCACGAUGAUGCCUUUGAUCACGACUAUCACGAUGAUCAUGACGAUUUCGAAGAUCGUCRUCGAGACCGCGACCUAGAGAGACACCGGAAUAGAAAUGAGCACCAUGACAGUGGUCUUUUGGAAGCUUCUGGGGAUGCGGUAGGCAAAGAACGAGAAAUUCUAGAAAAAAUCCAGGAUUCGAURUUUUCCACAACGCGUGCAAAAUUUUUGGAACAAUCCCAACAAAUCAUCGACAAAGUAAACAAGAUUCUGGACACCCCAUCGACAGAAGACGACGAUGAGACUGAUGCCGAGGUCGAAGAGGGGACCGAAAGCGGCGACAGAACAGAAGCGCAAUCAGACGAAAGCGAGGCAGUGUCAGCUUCGCCAUCAACUAUCGAUCCGGCUGCAUAUGGAAUGGUUCGCAACAAACUCCGUGAAAAGCAAAGCAUCAUCAAGAAGGGAUUCCGGUGGGCUGCAUCGKCCGAGCUUUUGUUCGCUUUUUCAUCCCUCAGCGAAUCUAGUGAAAAAUUGAAACGGCUGGCGAUAGGAACAAUAUUUUACGGCCAAAUCAGUUCGAUACAAGUGUGGCAGAUUCUAUUAGCCAUAUUGCCAGAAUACAACGCAUCAUCCAUUUCCGACAAAGAGAAUACCUGCGCUUCUCCCUGGGUUGAUUAUUGCCCACCAACGCAGGUUCGCACCAUGUUAGGAACAGAAUAUCCUCCAUCAUUUCUAAUUGACGUCGCAAAAACAUUUUGUGACGAAGAAGCAUUAAAGUUCGGCCGAGAUGGCAAUGAUGCACCAGAAUGCAGUGAUAGCAUUGAUACUAUAGCAGAAUCAACACUCGAUCUCUUUGGAUAUACUAUCCCCAGGAGAAGGAAUCAGGAAAAUGACCCGCUCCACAGUAUGUUUGCACCAAUCAUUUCGUUACCGAUCGAUGCCGAAGGUUUGGAGUCCUUAGAAGAUACCAAGGAAAAAUUGGAGGCCAAGAAAACAGAUUUGACGCGAUCCAUCAACGAUAUUUGGAAAGCAAUUGGUGGUAAGGAUGGUACUGAACUAGGUCGAGAUGGUGAACUCCACUCAAUUGCURAUGAGUGUUUUGAGAUCGUUGCCGGUAAGUACACGUAUAGUGCAUGCAUAUUUGGCAAGGCGCAACAAAAAGAUGGRUCGUCCAAAACAAACCUCGGGAAGUUCAAGGGUAUUGAAUACGUUGACAGCGACGAUAGCGCCGGGCAUACACAUACUCGCAUUCUAAAAUGGGAAAAUGGAGCCAGAUGUUGGAAUGGUCCAGAUCGAUCCGCCACCGUCCACAUGAAAUGUGGCUCAAAGCACAAACUGAUUUCCGCCGAUGAACCCGAUACAUGUCGAUACGUUUUCGAGAUGGAGAGUUAUAUAGCGUGUGACGAGUCGUACAAGCGAUUGAUGGGUUUAUGAAAGGGAAAAUAACUCCCAAUAGAAUAGCAUUAGGGMUGUGUUGACUUUUAAUUAUUUCAAAGAUUACAUCAAAACCGCGAGGAAGCCGUCAAUGCUAAAUCAUGCACAAAAAWUUUUGUUCGAUACCGAAAGUUGCGAUUCUUGAAUAGAAGCGAUCUAGUGCU